Messenger RNA from Anopheles aquasalis, 5622 nucleotides. RefSeq names its product dynein light intermediate chain (gene Dlic). Gene Ontology annotation, molecular function: dynein heavy chain binding. Gene Ontology annotation, biological process: microtubule cytoskeleton organization; microtubule-based movement. Gene Ontology annotation, cellular component: centrosome; cytoplasmic dynein complex. NCBI's taxonomy places the organism in Eukaryota, Metazoa, Arthropoda, Insecta, Diptera, Culicidae. The record is from RefSeq and is a predicted model, not a curated record.
CAGCCUGGAGUUCAUAGUCCGCGUGUAGCCGCAGAAAUCCAGUCCGCAACCCUCUCCCCCCCCCCCCCCCAACCAUUCCUUCCAAUCGAUUCGUCUGCUGCAGCAGCAUACAACGGAGAAGCAAGGACAGACACACACGAUCACGGGCACGGAUUUUGGGCCACAACUACACCGUUCUCCCCUUGCUGUGUGGCGCCCACAAUCGCCCGUCGAGUGCGUCGUCGUCUCGGACGGCGUAUGGUGGUGUGUGGGCACAUGCCACUGAAUCAAAUCGUUUACGCGCGAUCAAGUGUGUGAGCGUGACAGUAUUCGGUGCGUGCGUGCGUGCGUGAGGGCACUUUGGAGGGACCAAAGGCCUGCCAGCAGGUAGCUCGAACCGUGACGAAGCAAAACCGUGGUGUGCGGAACCACCAUUACCGUGGGUGGUUCCUGCAAUCGGCCAUCGUUGAAGAGUCGUGCGACGACAACGGUGAUCGUCAUCGCCAGAUUGCCAUCCUCGGCGGCAGUGUGCUUGGGGUCCGAAAACUCGUCGAAUUCUUCCAACAACCCCGUCGCCUACACCGUCAUCGCUUUCCUCCACGUAUCCACUCUGGAAGGAAGCAAACCAGUUGGUUAGGUGGCUCCCGUUUUCUUGGUUGGCCGUGGCCAACUCUCUCUUCCUCUCUGUGUUUGUGUAUGUGUGUGUAUAGCGCGGUGUGCAACGGUGCAACCCGGGGAGGAUCCCGUUUCCGGAUUCCGGUGCCGAACACCGUCGUCUCACCCGUGGCCAUACUCGGCCCGGCGUCGUCGGAAUCAGAGACAGUAGUGCAGCGCACAGCGCCCCAUUCCAUCCACCACGCCUGUCGUCUAGUCCGUGGGGCCAACCUUUCAGCGAAGGUGGCGUUGUGGCUGGUGUAGAAAGGUGGUGCCUGCAGCCUGUGUGUGCGCGUGCAUGUGAGCCCUACCGACCGUGACGUCACUCAACCCACCACCACAAAGGCGACCGCAAUAACAGCGACACCUGUCAGACGGAGGAGGUCCGGUUGACAUCCUGGGAUUUAGUGGGUGCCCUUUGCAUCCCAAAGCGCGAAAGGAGCAGCCAACUAGCCAGCCGGCCGCCAACCACGCACCAACCAACCAACCAACCAAUUUACCAACCAAACCAACCAACCAACCAACCAACCAAUCGUUCACGCCAUCGCCUCCACUUAUCCUGCGAUCGUAGCAGCGCAGUAGAAGGAAACGGAAACACCGAUCGACCAGACGCACGAACCCCUGCAGUACGACGAUGGACGGACUUGUGCAGUCACAGGUGCACGGCUUGUCCGGCUCGUCGACCGCGAUCCGCAAGAAGGAUGCCGAGGCGAAGGAAAAUCUCUGGUCUUCGAUACUCAGCGAGGUACAAACACAGAGCAACACGAAGCUUCCAUCGAACAAGUCGGUACUGGUGCUGGGCGACAAUGCGAGCGGCAAGACGACACUGAUCGCCAAGCUGCAGGGUGUCGAGGAUCCGAAGAAGGGAUCUGGCCUGGAGUACGCGUACAUCGACGUGCGAGACGAGUAUCGUGAUGAUCUCACCCGCCUCGGAGUGUGGAUACUCGAUGGCGAUCCGGGCCACAAUAACCUGCUCAAGUAUGCCCUGAACGAGCUCAACUACGCACACACGCUGGUCAUACUGACGUUGUCGAUGACGGCGCCGUGGAGCUGGGUGGAUCAGCUGCAGCACUGGAUGAAGAUACUGGAGGAUCACAUCGCUGGGCUGAAAAUCGAGCAUGAUGAGAAGCAGCAGUGUCAGCAGCGGUUAGCGAACGAAUGGCAGAACUACUGCGAAACGAUAGACGACCUCGAUCCUGGGUCGCCGAUGAAGCGCACCAAUCGCUUGUCGACGGUCGACGACGAGUUCGAUGCUCUGCCACUACCGGAGGGUGUCCUCACCACCAAUCUGGGGCUGGACGUGGUGGUUGUCGUCACGAAGACCGACUAUAUGAGCACUCUCGAGAAGGAGCUCGAUUAUCGGGAUGAACAUUUCGACUUCAUGCAGCAGUGGAUCCGCAGGUUUUGCCUGAUGUACGGUGCGUCACUGUUCUACACCAGCGUGAAAGAGGACAAGAACUGUGACCUGCUCUACAAAUAUCUCACGCACCGGAUCUACGGUCUCCCGUUCCGGACGCCCGCACUGGUUGUCGAGAAGGAUGCUGUGUUGAUACCGGCCGGAUGGGAUAAUAUGAAGAAGAUUAGCAUACUGUACGAGAACAUGCAGUCGUGCAAGCCGGAUGACUACUAUAACGCUAUCAUCGCACAACCGGCAUCAAGGAAGACUGUGUCGAACCGUGAGGUCGAGAUCGAGACGGAGGAGGAGCAGUUGUUCCUGACGCGCCAGCUACAGCUACUCCAGCAGGGACAGCCACCGGCACGUGGCGAAUCACCGCUGCGCUCGCAGCCAUCCACCAUCAUAAAGAACAGUCCGCGAACCCCGGUUGCCACCGUUGCGCAGGGUUCGCCCAAAAAGGUCGAUGGUAAGCUAACACCCGGCACACAGAGCGGUGAGGGUGUGCUGGCCAACUUCUUCAACUCGUUGCUGCACAAGAAAUCGGUUAUUCCCGGAUCGGCGGCGGCUACUGGUGGCGCCGUCAACGGACUCGGCAGCCCGCUAGGACUAACACCAACCUCAACGCGCUCGUCCACAUCGCCCCACACCAAUGGCGUUAGUAUGAUCGGGCCGGAUGGCGUGUCACCCAGCGACAAGAUUACCAUGCGCACAGAGGCCGCCCUCGAACUGGACCGGCUGGCCCGGAGUGUAAAGCGGGACGAAUUCUCGCCCGCCCAGCAGUCGGACUGCUGAAUUGCUACGGCUUCCACGCUACGUCACUGCAAAAAGCACUAGCCUCAAAUUGGGGUGCGCCUGGGAGCGAUUGUGUCCGCUCUUACCGCCCCCUUCCCACUCUUUGCUUUACAUUUGAGGCGCGAAGAAUUUGAAGGAAGCAACCGCAGCAGACUUUAAUGGAGCAGCUGAGGAUCGACACGCCUACCGUAGGCGCAGCGAUUGGAACUAUUGUGAUGGUUAUAUAGAGACGAUGCUGAACAGAACUUUUGAAAGCGCAAGUUCGACACGCUGUGUACAGUUCAACCCCCCUACAGGAUUACGUGAGGAGUACUGGCGAGUACGCUCGCUCUCGUCAGCCCGAGUUAGUGUAAUGAUAUGUCCUCGUCUUCGUUUUAAUCAUGGUGCAUUGUAGGGAAGAUGUUUUGUUUUCUAGAUAUGUUCAUCAUUCAGUUUCACUGUACCUCGAAUUGUAUGAGCUGAAUUGCAGGAAGUGUUAUGAAAAAGAAACGCGCACCGAGCCUCUGGAGGAUACCGUAAGCGAUGUGCAACAUCUCGGAGGGAUUUUUUUUGGGUUCGCUUUUGAUACUACUUUUAUAUUCAGAUUGGGAAAGGCGGGUGUAGCGGAUCUCUCUUUGAGUGAGUCGCAAGCUGUAAUCCUAGAACAAUCGGUCACUCUAACAUCAGGGAACGCGCAAGCCACACCACAGCUUCACCUACUCAGGAUCUCCUAUCUGGGCCUUUCGGAACAUUAAGAACCACUCUCUGCAUGGUGGAUAGUUUGCAGCCAGCUUUUGCUUUACAUUCAAUACUGUCCUACCCGUACUUGCGUUUGUGAUUGUUUGUUGUUUAAUUCUCUGUUCGGCUUCGGCUUUUGCAGAGGCGGAAGGUGUGCUUAUUAUGUGCUUGUUAUGUGCCCAAGAGGCCCACUGCGUAAAGCACCUCUGUGUCCUUUUCUCGCUCGUUCUCGUCGAAGUUUAACGUUGGAUUCAUAGAGUGGCGAACAGCUUGGCGAAAUAUUAGUACGUUGCCCAAUGGUCUAACUUGAUAGAAAGCUGUGAAGAACUAUAGAACAACGCAGAAUAAAAGUGAGAUAGUGAAAGAGAUCUGCUGCUUCUGGGGCUACUUACAGUGCAUUGAAUUGUGAAUAAGUUAAUUAAUUUAAAUAUAUAUAUAGAUAUAUGUGAACUAAAAACGCAAAGAAUGUAAACGACGCGAUAACCGCGUCAUAUGAUGGCGUCAAGAAACGGGACAUCGAAAAACAGAUGGAAAGCUCAGAUUGAAAAAGGAUGAGGAGAGACUGCAUCGCGGAAUGUGUGCGUGUGUAGCAAAUAGGUAAAUAAUAGACACUCUUGCACAGUCUAACAUAUACACUCAUCUACACACAUACAACACACAUCUACCCACAUACGCACUCUCGCAAUCAUAACAUUCUACCAGUUGGACAUUACUGAGCUGAGCUAGUGAUAGAGAACAAAAAUAGUAGGACCGCAGGACGACUGAAGCUGGAUUGUCGCUUAGCGUUACUCACCCCCACAACCUCAAUCGUCCUAUUGAAACAGAACAUUUGCUCGCUCCUGUUAUCUCUUAACGGGGCAGUUAUCAGUUUGAAGGAGGAAGGAGGAGAAUGGAAAAAGUAGAGAGAGAGAGAAUCGGUGGAUUGACAUAGAGUGCGUAUGUGCGAUAGAAGGUAGACCAUAAGUUCACAUGCUUAUUUAAACAAACAACGGCAAUGGCCGUUGCAUACUCUAUUGACAUAGAACAUUUACUCGCUCCUGUUAACGCUUAACAGGACCGCGCGCAGAACAAAAUCUCUCCUGUUAGACAUCAACAGGAGCGAAUUUGAUUCGAGUUCGGGAAGCACGACUAACAGCAGAUUUUUUUUUUCUGCGCGUGCUCCUGUUAAGCGUUAACAGGGGCGAGUAAAUGUUCUUUGUCAAAUAGGGUACAUACGAUGGAACCAUAAACAGUCUAGGUAACAUAUUUAUAACGGCGAAGCUCGUCCUUCCCUCGUUUUCGACAUUACCCGCUAACACCCCCUCCCCAAUUCCAAUGAGCAAGCGAAAUACAGCACAUCGACGUCAAUCUGUACUGAAUCAAUUGGUGGGAUAGUCGCGGCCUUGUUUGAGCACCGUGUAUUGCCCUCAACGUAAGCCAACGCUAUCGUGCCGUUGAACGCGUGCGCGUAUGCAUUGCUGCAAAGCCAAAGCUGCCAAUAUAAAAACAUGGAAAGCACUGGAUCUACUACCAGCAGCAGCAGUGAACGUGUGCAGCCCGUCUUCCUGCUGAACAUAGCUGCAUCGUCGUAAGAUUGCUUCUAACUAGCUUACAACGCGGGUAUCAAAAAUUUGACACAUUUUCGGCGUAGGUCGAAAUCUGGGCGGAAAAGAUAGAUCUAGCAUUCAGCUGGGCAGUGGCGUCGGGCAAACGAUACACUGUGCUUUGCGAUUGCAAAAUGAGGCGUAGUUCAGAACGAAACAAUCCUGGAAGGGAGGGAUGAGAGGAAGGUCAAACCUCUCCUACUACUAGCGGACCAAUUUACUAGCGCACGUGCCGAUGCUGUGCGCACUUGAUCGCACUCGGUAUGCGCUGCUCGAAGUCACGGCUCGCGCUUGCCUGUGCACAGCGCUAGAAGCGUGGUAAGCAAACGGACAAUGGAGGGGAAUCGUAGAGCGGAAGCGUAAAACAUAUAGCGCGCGAGAGAGAGCGAGAGAGAAAGAGAGAGAUAGAGAGAGAGAGAGGGUGAUUUAAAUUGAGAAUUGUGAAGGUAAAUUAAAAAAAAACAACACUCAUAUGCUACAAUAAAGACAAACUAAACUAAA